AUGGAAGAUGAAGAGUUAGAAUCUAUGAGUAGUUCAGAUGGUGAAGAUCUGGAAGUUGAUGAGGGGGAAUUUGAGCCCCCCACACCUCACUACACGAUGGUGCCACAACAUCCUCUCUAUGCUCACAACGACGAUCCUGACCUCCCUCCUAUACCAAUAUGGACUCCUGACUCUGGAUUCGUGGUUGGCCAAACAUUUGGAGGAAAGCCUCAGGUGGUCGAUGCAUUGAAAGAAACUGCUAUGCGAAGAAGCUUUCAAUAUCGUGUCAUCACUUCUGACACUAAACAAAUUCAUGUUCGUUGCGAGAACCAUGGCGACGGAUGCAUGUGGCAUGUUCGGGCGGCAUAUGUUAAAAGAAAUGGGGCUUGGCUCAUUCGUAAGACAGACAACAACCACACUUGUAGGUCGUCACUGAUUUCUCUAGAUCACCGACAAUUGAGUGCAAGGAAGGUUGCACAAACAAUCAAACAUCUGAUUGAGGCACAACCUGGGAUCACCGUGAAGAGUGUCAUCGCUGAAGUGAAGAAUCGACAUGGCUAUACCAUCAGUUACAAGAAAGCAUGGCAUGGGAAGCAAAAAGCUAUGGCAGAGGUGUAUGGUGAUUGGGAAGAGUCAUUUGCUAACAUGCCUCGUUUGAUUCUUGCAAUGGAGGACAAGAAUCCUGGGUCUGUUUUUGUGUCUAGUUACGAAGAUUUCUAUGGGGGUGCUAAACGGAGUCUGGAAGCUUUGAUGCGGGGUUUGAAAUUGAUGACCAUACGGUGA
This is a messenger RNA of Linum trigynum, 762 nucleotides long. The record is from the annotation of a GenBank genome assembly. NCBI's taxonomy places the organism in Eukaryota, Viridiplantae, Streptophyta, Magnoliopsida, Malpighiales, Linaceae.